CUCUCUCCUCUCUGCUCCGACCACCGUCCUCUCUUCCUCCGGUUCUUCUCUACGGAUGUCAGUUGAUAUCUGCAAGAAGAAUCCAUCAUUUCUUUGGUGUGAUUGUGGUUAUUAUAUGAGCAAAGGGAAGUUGUGGUGCUUCUUGUUCAAACAUUUAACUUUGCCUUAAAAAAAUCUUUCAAGCUAAUCUCUUCCCCUGUCUUUUCUUUUUUUUUGGCUCACAUUUUUAAUUGUUUCUUCCCCUGUCUUUUCUUUUUUUGGCUCAAUUUUUUUUUUCACUCUUUGAGUUUCUCUGUAAUGGGGAAAAAUAGCUUAGCACCUGGCUUUAGGUUUCAUCCCACUGAUGUUGAACUUGUAAGAUACUACUUGAAGAGAAAAGUCUUGGGAAAAAAGUUCAUGACUAAUGCCAUAGCUGAGCUUGACAUUUACAAGUUUGAACCACCUGAUUUACCUGAGAAGUCAUGCUUAAGGACAGGAGAUCUUAAGUGGUACUUCUUCUGCCCAAGGCUUAAGAAGUAUCCCAACGGUGGUAAAGCAAACCGUUCUACUGAAUCUGGUUACUGGAAGACCACGGGGAAAGAUAGAGAUGUUACUUACAAUGAUGAGGUUGUUGGUAAAAUCAGAACUCUGAUUUUUCAUUACGGGAAGACGCCUCGUGGGGAACGUACUGAUUGGGUUAUACAUGAGUAUAGACUUGAAGACAAAACACUGGAACAAAAGAAUGUUCCUCAGGAUGCUUAUGUGAUUUGUAAACUAUUCAAGAAGAAUGGACUUGGACCAAGACAUGGAUCUGAAUAUGGAGCUCCAUAUAAAGAUGAGGAUUGGAGUGAUGAGGAAGAUAGAGAUAGUCUUGUAGCUAUUCCUGAUCCUGGUCUUGUUGCUUCGGCAUCACACUCACAUCCUUCUGAGGAUUGUUUUAAUGGAGUGAUGUCAGAAUCUUGUGUCUCUGAUGUACCGCAAGUAACUACCACAUUGAUUCCAGCUCUAACAAGUGAUGUUGUAGCUCAGCCUCUCUUGUCUUCUUCUUCUCUUCUUGAGGUUCCUCAGGGAGUACAAGAUGACGAUGACUUUUAUUCUAUGCUGGAUCUCUUUGUUGCUGACAAUGAUGAGUCUUUACUUCUGGAGGGAUUCAAUAACCAAAAUGAGGUGAGACAUGAGCCUGAGGUUCCUGUUGUGGAGGAAGCUCCUGUUUGCUUAGAAGAUGUGGAUAUGAGCUGGAUACAAGACUUGGGCGAUGAGAUAUUCAUAGGCACAGAGGAUCUGAUUGAGCCAUCCACUCCUCCCGCUGCUCAAGCUGGUCAUCCCGGUGACUCGUGAAGCUAUAGUCAAGAGCUAAAACUAUUCUAGUUGUCAGUGCUGUUUUGAAGAUCAUUUGAUACUUUACAGCCAUGGAAACACAGAGACAAAACCUUGUGAAUCUUUAACCGUAAUGUUUCUUUUGUGGCAGUCUUUCUGUUUCCACAGAAAGGAGAGACAAAACCAUGAAUCAGUAGUAGUAGUAACUUGAAAUCAUCAUGAACUUCUAUGUUGUGUUGCCUUGAUAGAUUUCAUUCAUCAUUAUUUAUGUCUGAAAAGAGUCAUGCGAACUUCUGUGUUUCCAUGAAUCUUACCUUGAAACAUAAAGC
This is a messenger RNA of Eruca vesicaria subsp. sativa (arugula), 1625 nucleotides long. NCBI's taxonomy places the organism in Eukaryota, Viridiplantae, Streptophyta, Magnoliopsida, Brassicales, Brassicaceae. The record is from the annotation of a GenBank genome assembly.